AUGAAAGGCACCUGGGAGCCCGAGUGGUACCGCAGCGGCUAUCAGCCUGCUUUCGUCGGCGAGGGCUCCCAGCUCGCCAUGUUCGGCAACAAAAAGUAUCUCUGGGGCAACAUGCCUGCCAUCGACAUUCUGCAGCUUCAGCACAACGAAAGCAAGAGUUGUGAAACGAGCCAAGACUUCAAUCUUCUCUUCGCCGCGUCGGAUUUCAUCAUCGUGGCCCGUAACGCCAUCAUGCUCCUCAUUGCGCUCCAAUUCGAACCAAAAGAUGCAGUACCGAUGAUCAUCCACUUGUGGUACUCAGCGUUACUUCCUUCUCGUAUAAUGCAGGCGAUUCAGAUCAACAUCCUUCCUAUGGUCGAACAUGUUUGCCAGCAGAUCAAGAACAAGCCCGAAAGUGUACUGCAGGCGAAGACAUUUGGGUCAGGUGACCGAAAGCUACGCAUUACCCUCAAGAAGGAAGACUGGAUCCGCUUAGCGAGGUUUUGUCGGGUCUUGGAGGGAUUGACAGCGGAAGCUGCACAACAGAUUCGUCACCGUAUCAUGCUGGCUGCUGAGAGGGUUGACUAUCGUGAUCGUGCUCUGCUGAACAUGCCCGCUGGUGUCCGCCAAGGUGAUUGGCCGAUGAAAGACAAUGCUAGUCCCCGCGAUGGUUGGCUUUUUGACGAGUAUAUGCAGGAUGCCCCAGCUGCGAAAGCAGAUGAGUUCGGUGCUAUCUUUUUCCAUAUCCGAAGACUGCUUCUCAAGUUUUGUGGCCGGCUCCAGGGCUCUAACAUCUCGUUCCGGCUGUUUAACAUGGAUGCCCAAUAUCUAGGAGGCUAUCUCGAUGAGAUGAAGUUCGAUCGUAUCGAGGUCUUCUCGCAACUCCUCAAAUCGGCUGCACAGAACCCCAAAGCCACGUUGCUUAUGCUCUUCAUCAAUGCUGCCGUCGAGACCGAUCACGCAGUAAACCCACAAGGCGAUGUACUGUCGGUGGUAUCGGCAAUGAAACGGCUCGACAAGUACAUGCCAGUCGGAAAACCACGAGCGACUCUUCCUAGAGGUAUGUUGGGCACGAAUGCACAUCCUGAACUGAUCUUACGUACUGCCUGCUAUAACCUGUUUAAACCGUGGGACAAGUACUUCGAUAUGUUCAUGGAUGAGGCCAGGAUUACUCAGUUCGCUGCGCUGUGCGGGAUGGCUAUCAAAAAAGAGCACACCAUUGUUCAGCCUUGGCCAUAUAAGAUUCGGAAUUGCACCACCAAAAAGGAGUUCGAUAUUCUACGUGCUGGAAGUUUGACAGGAUUUGAGCGUUAUAUGGAGUUUCAGAAGUUUGAAGAUGUCGCUGACGACAUGAGUUUUGAGUUUGCUGGCAUGCAAUUAUAG
This is a messenger RNA of Alternaria postmessia, 1362 nucleotides long. RefSeq lists its product as uncharacterized. The record is from RefSeq and is a predicted model, not a curated record. The transcript is spliced from 4 exons. The coding region runs from base 1 to 1362 and encodes 453 amino acids. Lineage: Eukaryota; Fungi; Ascomycota; Dothideomycetes; Pleosporales; Pleosporaceae.